ACGUAGUUGCUACUGCAAUCACAGCGGCGCCGAUAAACAUCAUGCAGUUACGCUUGUAAACGCCCUGUAGGCAUGGUUUCUUAAAUUAUUUCUACACAGGGUAAAACCCAGGUUACAGCCUGCCUAAGCGGCUUGUAUGCGGAAUCACCUAUCGUUCCAGUACCGUGCCUAAAAUUCUGCCAUAUUUAAUUAACGGAUUGAAGCUCCACGUUAAAUUGCGGCCAUUCUAGUUAUGACUUAUGUACUCUAUAUUAAAGCCGGCAUGCUUCUAUUUCAUUCAGCCUUGUGCAUUCAGGACGUGAUACGAACGUCUUAUAGCAGCGCUCUUAAUUGUUUUGUUACGGUACUUCGGGCUAACAGCAAGAUGUAAAGUUGACCUUUUAAAAUUUCAUUACAUACCGUCGCGAACUUACGCACUUUGUGCACGGCACAUGCUGUUAGCACUAUCCAGCCUAACUGAAUUCAAGCAAGAGUUUCAAGGAUAAGCACUACACCAAACUCUCCAAACCACCUUGUACGUGGUGCCACAUUUUAUGCGGCAUCUGCCAGUUUUUUAUCGCAUGCCAUGCCACUGGCAGUGCCAUUGGCAGCUGCCACUGCCAGGUUUUACACCCUGCCAACGGAUGGCCGGUGCGGCUGAACCUUUUAUUGGAAAAACUGCCGGAUGAGGAAGCGAGGAAGCAGCUGCGCCUGAUUAUCGAAACUCUUCUAGACGAUAACGCCGAUCUGGCUGCACUGGAGAUGGAUUUGGACCUUGGAUUGACGGUCAACAUGUUACAAGGCGUCUACCCUGACGUCCUGCAAUCGGUAGAGGAGAAAGGGAAUCGGGAAACAAAGGUCAGCUUUUUGGAAUACCUUGUGGGAAAGAGCGUUCCAGAUGAAGGGGUGCAUUCUCAACUGGUGAAGAUGUACAUCGAAACUAUGGAAGGCGAAAAGCUGGAGCAUAUGCUUAAAAACGAUCAAUUGUUUGAUGCUGUUGCGGUUGGUCAAUGGUGCGAAGAGAAUAACUGGCUGACUAAAGCUCUGACUGUGUACGAAGAACGGCGCCUUAGUGAAGAUUUCAUCCGGCUGAGCGGCAAACUUGGCGUAUUCAAGCGUCAGUUCAAUUACCUGUUAAAAUUACGCAGUCGACACAUGUGGGAAACCGUUUUGAGUCCGGCGAACGGAAAGCGUUCCUACCUAGUUAACAUUAUGGUUGGCCAACCGGAAGCCGGCUAUGAAGCCGCCUCCAACGAUUUCGAACAAUUGGCUGUGCUCAUUGAAACUAUGGCCGAAACGGAUCUAAUAUCCGAAACCCAGACCUUCAUCCGCCGACUACUUACAAAAACCGUUAAUAAAGACCAACUCCGAUUUCUGCAGAAGCAUGCCGUUCGAUCUUUAUUAAGAAGUGGAUAUCCUACAGAGAAAUUUCAACAGUUAUUCGGCGAGCGGUUAUAUACGUAUGAUCCGUGCGUAGUUGCCGACGUGCUCGUUCAAGGAGGAAUGCUGCGAUUUGCUAAGGACAUUCCGGUCAGGGGAAAGUGUUGGAAAGAAGCCGCACAGUUGGUUGUGGCUAACAAAAACGAAGGCCUCGGCGAUAUCAAACAACUGGCUUUCUUAAGCCGCGAUCCGGAAUUACUGGCGACAGUUGGCGAAGAUUACCUGGCAUCCGGCGACCUGGUUCUGGCACUGCGAUAUCUCGUAGAAGCGGGCCGAUUUACGAAAUAUAAACUCGUCUGCUCGUUGGUGCCGUUGGACAGGAAGUUCGCUGAAUGGGAGUUGCUUAUUCGCUUCCUGGAGGGCGCGCUAUCCACCACCAAAGAUCCAUCGUGGCAAACGAAGGUGGUUCAAGCGGAUCGCACGAUGUCGAUUGUUGUCGGAUAUGUGAGGAUCGGCCGAAAAAUGUGACAUUCGUCCCGUGCGGCCAUAUGGUAGCCUGUAUGGAUUGCGCGCAAGAACUGAGCCUGUGCCCCAUUUGUCGCAAGCCCAUCGACCUGAAGGUCAAAACAUUUAGUGCGUAAUGUAUCGUUUGCUCGAAUUUGGGUGAUCAAAUCCAACCCAAAUUCCGUUACCGGAUUUGGCUACUUAGGAGAAACGGCUUGGCUUGAUUUGUGUUCCUUACUACAGCCUGCUCGAAGAGUUGCCGUGCAUGCUAAUGUUGUAGUAAAAGUGUAAAAACGCUACUGCCAAGU
Paramacrobiotus metropolitanus is the source of this 2171-nucleotide messenger RNA. RefSeq lists its product as uncharacterized. Gene Ontology annotation, biological process: intracellular protein transport; vesicle-mediated transport. NCBI's taxonomy places the organism in Eukaryota, Metazoa, Tardigrada, Eutardigrada, Parachela, Macrobiotidae. Bases 742 to 1887 code for a protein of 381 amino acids. The record is from RefSeq and is a predicted model, not a curated record. The transcript has 9 exons.